AGCAUGGGCGUUGUUGUUUUCAAGGACACAGCUUUCCUUGAGAUUUCAGCAUUGUCGCUAACCAAAGAUAUGGGUUGGAAAGGUAAAGAGGAAUUCUCGGAGUACACUCGAUCAUGGGCUAUCCUUCGCGAUUCUUAUAUGGCAUUUUUGCCUGAUAUUAGCUCAGAUGAUCAUAAAGAACAGGUCCUUGGCCUUAAUUUGCAUCAUAUUGAGAUUGGAAACAUGCAUCGCAAGGUUGAGAUGAAAGGCGGGUAUAACCGAGAGAUGAUUGAGUGGGUGGAUCACAUCAAAAAGAUGGAGCAAGCAAGCCCUUGGGUCAAGAAUCACCGCUUUGAUAGCUUCGCACCUGAACGUGAGGAUGCAAAGAUUCGCUAUUAUGUUGAUGGCAAGGACUACUUUCAUGCAGUUUCAGAUGCCAUCCUGGCGGCCAAAAACGAAAUUUAUAUUGCGGACUGGUGGCUGUCUCCCGAAUUGUACCUUCGGCGUCCACCUGAGAAAAACGAAGAAUUUAGGAAGGUGAAGAUAUACGUAGUUGUUUACAAGGAGAUCUCGCUUGCUUUGACACUGGAUUCUGCCCAUACUAAGACCUGGCUUCAAGACCUUCAUCGUAACAUUCAGGUUCAACGCCAUCCUGAUCAUAUUGGUGUCAAUGCUACUCAGUUUUGGGCCCAUCACGAGAAAAUCUGCGUGAUUGAUUGUCGUUUGGCUUUCAUUGGUGGUCUCGAUCUUCUAUCAGACUAUCACCCUUCCGGAAGUGGAACUAUUUGGCCAGGUCAAGAUUAUUCCAAUCCGCGUAUUAAGGAUUUUGUCAAUGUAAAAGAGUACCAUAGUGAUCUGAUUGAGCGUAAAUUGCUUAGUCGUAUGCCAUGGCAUGAUGUCUCGAUUGGUCGUUGGAAUUUUGUGAAGCGUGAAAAGGGUAUGAAAAAAACACACAUGAAGUUCUUGACCCCCAAGGGAGAAUUCGUCAGCACACGCAACGAAUCCGGUUGGACAGGCACGCAAAAGGUUCAGAUUCUUCGAAGCAGCACCACUUGGUCGCAAGGUGUGGAUUUGGAGCGUUCAAUCCAAAAUGCUUACUUAUCCUGCAUUGAAAACGCAGAACACUUUAUUUACAUUGAAAAUCAAUUCUUCGUCACCCUUGCUGUGGAGGAUGGCAACCCUGAGCUCAAGAACACUAUUGGAAUAGCCAUAGUGAAUCGCAUUAUUAGAGCACACAGUAAGGGCGAAAAGUUCCGAGUGAUUGUCAUGAUGCCACUUAUGCCUGCAUUCGAAGCUGACAUCAUGGCAAGCGAGGCAGGCACUUUACGCAAAGUCAUGCAUUUCCAAUAUAUGUCCAUUUGUCGUGGAGGGAACUCUGUGCUGGAACGAUUGGAGGCUAAUGGCAUCAACCCAGACCAGUAUAUCGGCUUUUAUGGGCUUCGUAGUUUCGACCGCAUCAAACAUGGAAAGUUUGACGCAAUUCUAGAAGCAGUUAAAGAGGCUGAGCUUGAAGGAGUACUAUUGUCUUCUGGUCAAACUGGGGAGACUGCUGAUUCGGUUGAUACUCAGGAGAAGGGCAGAGUACAGGCCGGUUCUAGUAAGAAUCAACACCCUCGGGCUCCAGUCAAGGCUGCAGAGGGCGGUGAAGUAAAAGAACGCAAGUCACUUGCUUCGAAGUUUCUUCUCGACCCUAUUCCGCGUGAUAAGCGGGCAGAGCACAAGCAUAGAAGAUGGGAUGAGAGCAUUACAAACGAGCCAUGGGUCUGGAGCAAUAAGAACCAUACGCCUUCAUAUACAGAUGGUUCUAAUAUUGAUGACGCUAAAGAGGAGUCUGAGAUGAUUAUCGAGCCUGCACCAAAAGAGAGCAAUGCAUCUCAAUCACCUGAGAACGCUCCUCUCCCUAUCAGCAACAGUAGUAGUAGUGGCAGCAGCUCGAAAACCAAGGACGAUGAUGACUCAUUAAUCGAAGAUAACGAGGUGGAUGACUUUAUUGCUAUUAUAAUUGAGGAUACGGAGAUGGUUCCUUCCAAGAUGAAUGGAGAAGAGUACCAAGCUGGAAAGAUUGCACACGCUCUCCGAACAGAUCUGUUCAAAGAGCAUCUGGGAUUACUACCUCACGUUGAGCAUGAUGUUGUAACUCAAGCAAGUGUGUUGCCUCAAGGACCUGCGCUUGUAUGUAAGGAGCUUAUUGCUGAUUCGCUUACAGAGCAGCAGGAGGAAAAAGUCCAUGUACCAUUUGGUCACGGAGGAUUCGAAGGCAUUCAGCAAUGGCAUGCAAAGUUAUCGGAUAGUAAGGUCAAGCAAGAUCCCAAGACGGCGGAUCAAAUUGUCAUGGACCCACUGCACGACGAUUUCUAUGUGAAUUGGUGGAAGCGGGUUGCGAACCAAAACACAUUGAUUUUCCGAGAGAUCUUUCACUGUGUUCCAGAUCAAACUGUGGAAACGUGGGAUGAGUACAAAGCAUUUAUUCCGGACAAUAAGAAAGUAUUGACAGGACAUGUGGUCAUGGAGGGAGCAACGGUAGAGAAUGUGACUGAGAAACUUCAGGGCAUCACUGGACAUUUAGUGGAGUUUCCAACAAGGUUCUUGUGUAAAGAAAAUUUGCUGGGUAAUAUUGUUGAAGGCGCGGUGACGCCGCUGGAAAUCUUUACUUAGACAACUUGAUAUGCUACCUAUUUAUACCAUGUAAAUUCCGAACGAUCAUGUUAGUCAAAUGAGAAAGGGAUUUUGUAAUCUAGACUUUUUGUUUUAUUAUUUAUUUUUAUAAAUGACCUUUAGCUGGAUAAUGAUCUCGAGGUACGCACAGUUUACUUCAAAAAUGUCAGGACGCUAUCUGUGACAGCACAGACCCAUGUAUGAGAGUUGGGUUGUCCAACAAUAAAGCCAUUUUCACUGGAGGCUCCGAAA
Molecule: messenger RNA, 2886 nt
Organism: Lobosporangium transversale
Lineage: Eukaryota; Fungi; Mortierellomycota; Mortierellomycetes; Mortierellales; Mortierellaceae
Exons: 20
Coding region: 4-2634 (876 amino acids)
Biological process (GO): cell motility; intracellular signal transduction; phosphatidic acid biosynthetic process
Molecular function (GO): D-type glycerophospholipase activity
Source: RefSeq, a predicted model, not a curated record